AUGGCGCCGUCAUCCCGCCUCCACAUCACGCUCAACAAGUCUCCCGACAAGACCAUCCAAACACACACCUACAACCACCGCGUCGACCUCGUCCUCCCCACCGACCUCUACACCCUCAUUUCCGCUGGCCUCGGCCCCGCGCUCGCGCAGCCGCUGCGGUGCUGGCGCUUCCGGGCGCCGCUGUCGGCGCUGCUGGAGACGGGGUUCCUGAAUAAGUAUAUAAAGUCGGGAGACGUGAUUAUGCUGUCCCAGGGGAGGGUCGAUGCGGAUAAUAUCUAUACCCUCACCUCUGGCAUCUUGCGGCUCUCGCUGAGGCAUGAGACGUAUGAGACCGCAGGGCUGGUCGGGAAGCCUGCGCGCUUUGGAAACACCGCUGGUAGCAAGCGGCCUCGGCGAUACCUCGUCGAACACAACCUCCGCGACCCCAGCAUGUCCCCCGGCAAAAAGAACUUCGACCGCCUCGUCUGGAGCUUCUCAAACGUGCUCAAAGACCCCGUGACAUGGCUGUUCUGCGACCUCAACCAAGCCAAGAUGCCAGAGACCGUUUCAUGCCCCGUGCUGUCGGCGCUGUCGGCGCUGCCGCGCGAUAUGCAGAUGCCGGUUGUUGUGGCCACCACGGACGUUCUGGUUCCUGGUUUGGUGGCGCCGGAAGGCUCGCGAAUCGCUGGUGGGGGGAAGUCGGAGAAGGCGGAGUUCCAUAGGGAGAUGUGGCGCGAGUGGGCGCUGGGCGUGUAUGAAUGGCUUGCAAUGGUACAGCUGGGGGCGACGGGGGCGGCGGAUCGGGUGAGGGUGAGGGACACCGUGGAUCCGCUGCUGUCGACGUAUGAGGUUGAGGACGGCGUGGCGGGGAGUGUGAUGAGGUUGACGUGGCGGGGGAUGGUGCCUGCUACGUGGAUUGGGCGGCUGUGGAGAGCUGUGAAUGCUUCGAUGGACGGGAAGGAUGGAUGGGCGGCCAUCACGGUGCAUGGCUUUGAGAACUCCCCGAUUAGUUGGGGUGCGAAUGCGCAUGGUUCGCUGAAUGGCGGUGAGAACGGGUAUACGAUACUUAGACUGCCGCGUGAGGGCGCUGCGGGGGAGAAGAGCGGUAGGUGCAUAAUCUACGAGGUCCUGGGUAGCCAGGACGAAUAUUCGUAA
Molecule: messenger RNA, 1134 nt
Organism: Morchella importuna
Lineage: Eukaryota; Fungi; Ascomycota; Pezizomycetes; Pezizales; Morchellaceae
Exons: 4
Coding region: 1-1134 (377 amino acids)
Biological process (GO): tRNA 3'-end processing; tRNA 5'-leader removal; endonucleolytic cleavage in ITS1 to separate SSU-rRNA from 5.8S rRNA and LSU-rRNA from tricistronic rRNA transcript (SSU-rRNA, 5.8S rRNA, LSU-rRNA)
Cellular component (GO): ribonuclease MRP complex; multimeric ribonuclease P complex
Molecular function (GO): ribonuclease P activity; ribonuclease MRP activity
Source: RefSeq, a predicted model, not a curated record